Nematostella vectensis (starlet sea anemone) is the source of this 2674-nucleotide messenger RNA. Its product is annotated as golgin subfamily A member 6-like protein 1. Bases 505 to 2586 code for a protein of 693 amino acids. Lineage: Eukaryota; Metazoa; Cnidaria; Anthozoa; Actiniaria; Edwardsiidae. The transcript is spliced from 10 exons. The record is from RefSeq and is a predicted model, not a curated record.
GACCACAACUGUUGUUCUUGCGGGCGUCUUUAGUUGGCUUCGGUUGAUCGACAUAUAUUUUUGUGUAUUUAUGAAUACCUAGCUGCAAUUUUCCACAGCAAGUUAGCUUUGAAACCCUAGUAUAGCUCUAUCCUUCGCUACUGGAUAAAGUCGAAUACACGACUGUUAUUUUUAUAUGAGCUGGAGACUACCUGGACCAAGUAUAAAUUGGAUGGUUUUGAAGCCAUGGAAACAAGCGAGAAAGCUGAACCUCUCCUUAUAGAUAAGGGAAACGUGAAAUUAUCAAGAACAAUACAACAGAAAUGAAGAGUUUAUAUGAAUUUACUAUACGACUAUGGUGAAUGUACGUGAAUUUUAAUAAGAAAAACUGCUGAUCUAUAUCAUUGUGCGCCUUGUGGUUCCCCUAUCGAGGCGAUGAAUAAACGGUGACGGUGUAUGGACACUUUACGUAUUGAUGCCCGAUUCUGAGUAUAAAAACACCUGAUUGAAAACUAAUUAUCGUACAUGAUGACUGACCAUCAGCUGGACAGACAUAUCCCUGAGCACCCACUCCCCCAAGAGAUCCAAGAGAUGAAGAAAGAUGACACAGUCUGUCAGUUCUGUGGGGUGAGCUACCUCAUUCACAGUGAGAUGAAAGCGCUUGAAGAGAGAGUGAAAGAGGCUGAGCGCCAGAUGGAGUACUAUCGGGGCAGCGUGGAGAGGGAGGAGCUACUGAAAGUCAAGGUCAAUGAUAUGGAACAGCAGAGUCAACAGCUAAUUCAAGCUCUACAGAACAGUGAACAAAGGAGUAAAGUUAUUCUUAAUGAGCUAAGUGCCAAGGAAAGCGAACUUGACACACUAAAUCAAGAAAAAGUCAAACUAGAGUCCACUGUCAGUGUAUUGGAAACCUCCAAGAAAGAAUUGAACUCAACCGUCAUUCGAUUAAAGGGCUUUCUUCCAAGUAUAUUGAAAACUCUGCAAAGUCAAAAACAUGAACUUUUGGAAAUAAAACGAAAUGUUACAAAUAUGGUACAGGAAAUAUCAGGGCAUGCAUCUGAGAAGAAUAGAACAAUCACAAAUAUGUGCAGCAGAAAUAAAGCAAUAUUUGAAGAUCUGAAAAAUAAAUGUGAAAAAGUUAGCAUAGAUAAGGAUGCCAAGGAGAAAGAAAAUAAAGAUCUGCAGUCUAAGCUGAAUACUGCUAAUGAUGACCUGAAAGUGGCUAAAAGAAGAUGUGGGAAUGUGGAAGAACUGAAACAAAAAAGCACCUUAUUAGAAAGGGAGGUCGACCAGCAAAAUAAGGAAAUUGAAAGAAUUUUAUCCGAGAACAAAGUCACUUUGGCAGACCUGUCAAAAACUCAGGAGAAUCUAAUGUCAAAGGCUAAAGAGUUGGAAGAUCUCCAGCAAAAACUUUUAAAGCAAGAAGACACUGCCAAGCAGGAUAAGCGCAGACUACAAGAGGUCAUUCUAACAAAGGAGAGGGAGCUGUUCAAGUUAUCAGAGGAGUAUAAAGAGCUUCAGGCAAAGAUAACAGUUCUUAGUGACUCCAAAACAGAAAGCAUGGCUAUGGCUUCUAGCUCACAGGAACAGAUUAAGGCUAUGAAGGAUCUUUUGGCAAAAGCAAGAGAUGAAAUAACUUCUUUGAAAGAUGAAAGAGAGAAGAUGAUAAUUGCUCAUCAAAAUCGCAUUGAACAACUAAGAGAAAGUUUUAAAAAGAAGAUGGAAGAAGCAGACGCAUGGCCAGAUAAGUUAAACAAAGCCAUCCUGGAAGAACAAGAGAAAUUCAAGAAAGAGAAAGAUGAACUUUGGAAAGAAUUGAAUGAUUCAUUUCAAAAGGAACUACAAGAUGAGCAGCACAGACAUUCUGAAGAACUUCAUCAAUGGAAGAACGAGGCCAGAAAUGCUCAGGACAAAUUUAGAAAUGACUUGAAUACACUGAACAGCAAACAUCGCGAGGAGCUAAAAAAACUAAGGAAUACAUCUUUUGGAGAAAAGGAUGAGUUAAACCAAUUAAAGCAGUCCAGCGCUGCAGUUAUCAACAGUCUAGAAGCCAAAGUUCGCGACCUGGAAUCAAGAUUGAGCCAGCGCUCCAACACGUCGGCUUCCGAGGUGUCAUCUUUAAGAGCACGCGUACAAGAGCUUGAGCAGACAUUGGACGAUGCUGAUGAGCACAUCAAAAAAAUUGAGACGGAACUGGACGGUUCCAAGGAACAGAUGAUGUUCCUACAAGAGACUGUGCGGCGCGAAUGCGAAGAAAGACUAGAACUGACUGAGGCUUUGAGCGAAGCCCGUACUCAACUUCUCUCCUUGAAGCGCAAUCCAUCCGCGUCUCUAUCAAGAACUAGCUUGAACUCAAGCCUUUCCUCGGGUAGCCUUACACGCUCAAACAAACAAGGACUUGAAUCCAGCGAGUCGAACACUAGUAUAACCUCAUCCAAAUGUAACGUGGGGUUUGAUGGUGUAGGGCGUGUCCCGUCACGCGGUCCUGGGUCGCGGGAGUCGGGCAGCAAGUCGCGUUCGGGUAGCGUGGAUGAUAGCCGACAGAGGAUCGCAGCCGCAAUGGGACGAAGCGGGUCUCGGAGUCGACUCGGUGGCGAUUAUAGUAGCUAAGGAAUGAUAUCACGUGAUUGACACGUGUGCUUGAUCUUUCUCAGAAUCAAAUUCAAGUAUAUAUGCAAAAAUCAUUAAUUUACCCAAA